Molecule: messenger RNA, 2981 nt
Organism: Mytilus californianus (California mussel)
Lineage: Eukaryota; Metazoa; Mollusca; Bivalvia; Mytilida; Mytilidae
Product: nuclear factor NF-kappa-B p100 subunit-like
Exons: 10
Coding region: 312-1448 (378 amino acids)
Molecular function (GO): protein binding
Source: RefSeq, a predicted model, not a curated record
UGUUUGCCGCCCACGUGAAGUAUUUUCCCUGUGACGUCUGGAGAAAGUUGUGUGUAAAUUAUCCAAUGAAACCUUGUUUACUUACAUAGGAAUUGAUAAUUGCUGUGUUUAACGGAGUUGAUCAUUAAAAGAUUUACGAAUUUUCACUGGCUUCUCAAACGGUCCACUCGUUCACUUUGUUUAUGUUUUGACCUUUUUGCAAAAUCAACAUUCACUAUACCUGGUGGAUGAUUGUUGGGUUAUAUACACUGAUUAGUGCACAAAGUAAUAGCCUGACAGUCCCAUAUAAUACAUGGUUGAGAUAAAUAAAAAUGGGAUCAGAAAAGUUGGUAUCAGAAAUGACAAGGUCAGAGUUAGAGCAGUACAAACACAGUCCAGAAACAGAGUUAACUGCCUUGGUUUGUCAGGCCUGUGAAAGUGGAGAUUUCAGUUUGCUCACAGAUUAUCUCAGGAUAUUAUGGGAUACAGACCCACAAAGAGUUAAUGCCACAGAUAAAGCUGGAAUGACUGCUUUACAUUUUGCUGUUUCUUGUCAGAACAUUGCUGCAGUUAAGAUACUGAUGACGUACGGUGGGUUGGCAUCAGUUCACAUUCAAGAUGCUUUAGGUUUUACACCACUAUUUUUGGCCACAGGUCGCUAUCCUAGUGUAGAAAUUUCCAAAUACUUAAUCGAACAAGGUAAAGCUGAUAUAAACCUGAAGACAUUAACAGGAGCCACACCUUUACAUGGAGCAGCCUUACAAGGAAAUAUAGAUUGCAUAAGAUUACUUCUUCUUAAACAUGCUGACCCUAGGGUGGAAGAUGAAGAUGGGACAAUACCCAUGGAAUUGGCAAAAGAUGAUGCAUCUAGAACUUUACUUCAUGAUGCUGUCAUUGAUGCAGAUUCAAAAAGAGAUGCUGUUGAUGCAGUUUGUGCUCAGUGUAAGCAGAUACCAAAAGAUGGUCUAAAGAGGUGUGGCCAAUGUCAUGUGACCUUAUACUGCAGUAGAGAUUGUCAGUUGAAACACUGGAAGUUUGGUGGACAUAGGAGCAAUUGCACAGGGUAUGUAAUGGCCAGACCAUUCCAUUAUGGAGAAAAGGCUGGUGAAGGAUUUCAUACAUCCUUCUACAGAGUGAUGGGAUCAACUAAAUCUGAUGUUAAAGUCUAUGUCAGAAAUGCAAAUGAAGCUGCACAGAAAAUGGCAUUUCUCACAAACAAAAGAUUUGUUGUUAAAGUUCAGGUUCCAAUAGGUGCAUCUUCAGGAGAGAUGAUGGUCUACAAUGCAGAUCGAAGUGUAGAGGGCUAUGUUUAUCACACAGAAAGAGGAUAUGAAAAUUUGACAAAAAGAAUACAAACAGAAGGAUUUAUGGGUGUAAAAGCCUUCUUCUGGGCAGAAAUCAUGACUGGUAUUGAUGAAGGCUGCUUUAAAAUUUUUCAUGGAAAAUGUGCGCCCUAUCAGCAAUGGUGAAAUUAAUGAAUGAGCUGCAUUUUGUAUUAUUCUAAAAACUGGCAACAUUGAUGCUUUAUUUUCUUUGUUAUGGGAGAAUUCAGAGAAUACAGAAAACUGACAUAGAAAAAAGUGCAGUUUCUAGUGCUUUCAAUGAAAAUUGAAAUUUGUUUUUUUUAUAUUUACAAUAUAUACUGCUUGAAAUAAUGUAUAUUCUUGCAUAUAAAUUUUGAAAUCUGUGGGAAAAACUAUUAACACUAGUCUUAAUAGGCUUAAAUUCAGUAUUGGUGAUUGUGCCUUGUUAAGCUAUAAAGUAGAACUUUGCUUGUCUUUAAUUUACUGUUAUUUGGCCAUCUUAUUUACCAUUGUGCAAAUUAUGUUUGUUUAUUUAAAUGCAAAAGGUUUGACUUUUUGCAAAUAUUUAUAGAAAUAUGGUACCUUAAUUGAAAUAAUGUGUUUGAAAGCUAAACAAAAUCUAUUUGAAAGGGCUAUAAUACUUUUUACAAAUACUUCAAAAUUUGUUAGGCCAAUAAUUCCUUUCCGCUGUUACAGAGAUAUGUGCAUAGAAUUAAAAUUCACUUACUCUUAAUUUCCCAUAGAAAGCUAGUUUGUUACUAAUUCAAAGCUUAGGUUAGCACAACACAAAAAAAACUUCACUUUUGUUAAUGAGGUUCUGAUUAAACUGAUAAAAAAAUACAUUUUCAAGUGAUUCCUUUACUGAAAAGGGGACAUUCUCAUAUUGUUUAUAUGUAUGUUAUAUAUUUGUUUUCUGUUAUUUUUUAUAAAAAGUAUACAAUACUCACAUUGUUGACCUCUAGAUGUCUUGUUGUUUUUGUGUGUUGGGUUGCUGUCUCACGAAUGUAUAUCCCAUUCAUAUAUAAUUGUUGAAUUUGCAUUUUAGAAAUAUAUACUUCAUUUAUCAAGAGUUAUCACUUCAUAAAAAUAUUUUUAUUUUAAUUUUUUUUUUUUUUUCUGGAGAAGCAUAACUUGUCAACAACUGAUUCUAAGAUUAUUAAAAAAAAAUAUAGAAAUAAAUAACUGCAGUUCAAAACACUUAUCUAAAUUUAUUCAUUUGAAUAUCAAAUUGUUUAUAAUGGUUUUCUUUUUCCCCUAUUUAUCUUAAAAACAUUGAUAUUGAAGUUAAUGUAUGUGUAAUAUUUUACAUGAAUAUCAGUCUACAUUUAUCUUUUCAAUAUAUAUGACUUCCAACAAGAUUCCAUCUAUAGAUAUGUAAUCCAUUGUUGAUGAGAAGGUUAAAAAAGAUAAUUCACACAACUCUUAACAAAUCUGUCUUUUCGAGAGUGAAGAACUAUACACAUUAAAAGUGAGGAAUGGAAAGACAAGCACAGAAAUUAUCAUAGUUUAAAUAUUUUUUCUUUAAAUUUUUAUGAUUUGAGCUCUGUAUAUAAUAGUCCUAAGAUGUUAUCAGCCAUUCAGUUGAUAAGUUUGGCUUGUUGACAUGUGUUAAUCAUUCCAAAAGGAGAAAACACUCCAAUUAUUUUGUAUUCUGUUUUGUACAAAUAUUGUUUUUGCUAUUAAAGAAAAAACAUUUAA